AUGGCCGAUAGCUCAUCUCACCGACUUGACCUCCGGGUUGGUGGCAAGUAUAGACUGGGAAAGAAGAUCGGUUCAGGAUCCUUCGGUGACAUUUACCUCGGGAUCAACAUCAUCUCCGGCGAGGAAGUCGCCAUCAAGCUCGAGUCUGUCAAAGCCAAGCACCCCCAGCUGGAGUAUGAGUCAAAGGUCUACAAGACUCUUGCUGGGGGCGUCGGUGUACCGUUCGUGAGGUGGUUUGGUACUGAAUGCGACUACAACGCAAUGGUCCUCGAUCUCCUUGGCCCUUCUCUCGAAGAUCUUUUCAACUUCUGCAACCGCAAGUUCAGCCUGAAAACCGUCCUGCUGCUCGCAGAUCAGCUUAUCUCUCGUAUUGAAUACAUCCAUUCCCGCAACUUCAUUCACCGUGACAUCAAGCCCGACAACUUCCUGAUGGGCAUCGGCAAGCGAGGCAACCAGGUCAAUGUUAUUGACUUUGGUCUUGCCAAGAAGUUCCGCGACCCCAAGACCCACCUGCACAUCCCGUACAGGGAGAACAAGAACCUCACCGGUACCGCCCGUUAUACCUCGAUCAACACCCACUUGGGCGUCGAGCAAUCUCGCCGCGACGAUCUCGAAUCCCUUGCUUACGUUCUGAUGUACUUCCUCCGCGGCGCCCUCCCCUGGCAGGGUCUUAAGGCGGCGACCAAGAAACAGAAGUACGACCGCAUCAUGGAGAAGAAGAUGACGACUCCCACCGACCUUCUUUGCCGUGGUUUCCCUAAUGAAUUUGGUAUCUUCUUAAACUACACUCGGGCCCUUCGUUUCGACGACAAGCCCGACUACUCCUACCUACGCAAGCUCUUCCGUGACCUCUUUGUCCGUGAGGGCUUCCAGUACGAUUAUGUCUUCGAUUGGAGCGUCCAGCGCGGUGCUGCCGAUGAUGGCAGCGCUGGUACCAGCCAGAAGGCCACUACUGGCAGGAGGAAGGUCGUUCAGGAGGAAGAUGAACACCGUGCGAGCGACAGGAUGUAG
This is a messenger RNA of Coniophora puteana RWD-64-598 SS2, 1011 nucleotides long. RefSeq names its product kinase-like protein. Gene Ontology annotation, cellular component: nucleus; cytoplasm. The coding region runs from base 1 to 1011 and encodes 336 amino acids. The record is from RefSeq and is a predicted model, not a curated record. Gene Ontology annotation, biological process: peptidyl-serine phosphorylation; endocytosis; signal transduction. The transcript has 3 exons. Lineage: Eukaryota; Fungi; Basidiomycota; Agaricomycetes; Boletales; Coniophoraceae. Gene Ontology annotation, molecular function: ATP binding; protein serine/threonine kinase activity.